AUGAAAAGCCGCGCUCCUCUCCCGGUCCCCUCCGGCCCACAGGCUCUCCAGAACGGCCAUUCCCGCAACGUCUCGGGCUUCGACAUGGCUGCCCGCAGUCCUCCUAACCAGAGCAACACCAAGCAUGUGCCUUGCAAAUUCUUCCGUCAAGGAGCUUGCCAGGCCGGGCCUGCAUGCCCCUUCCUCCAUUCUACCGAUGCUGCGAUCGAUUAUGCGCCCUGCAAAUACUUCACAAAGGGAAAUUGCAAAUUUGGAGCGAAGUGUGCACUGGCGCAUAUUCUACCCGAUGGCCGCCGAGUCAAUCGUCCCAGUCCAGGAAUGGCAAUGGGAGGAAGCCAUCUGAAUCUGGGCGGGCGUGUCAACCCGCAGGCCUACGUCAACCAGGACUCCGCGCUGACGAACUCGGUUCUUUCCCAACAACGGAUGAAUGGCCAUGAUCCCCGGUAUGGCUCUCAGAUGCCACCCCAAGAUGAAUACGCUGCCCUGCAUGCGCAACAGCAGCAGCAGCAGCCCCAGCCCACGCAGCAACCCCCUUACGAUGCCAUCCCCACCAUUGAUACUGGCUUGGUCUCGGAUACUGGCUCGAAGUACGGCUCACCGGUUGACGAUCUGCGCUUCCCCAUGUCGCCGAGCCAUCGUCAUUUAACUGCACUUGAUGCUCCACUUCCUGCAUCAUUCGAUAGCCAAGGGAUCUCGCACGCCGCUCGUUAUGGCCCGGUUGCGGCCUCCGUACCCUCCAAAUUCGGACUGGAGUUGUCUCCGCCAGCGCAGCGGAUGGGCGCUGCGCCGUCAGAUGCGCUCCGCAAUCUCCGGGAUGCAGCUUACGGCCCUGACAUGAGAAAACCAUCUUCCUCUUUCAUCGGUUCAUCACCGCCUGGUCUUCUAGACGAUAGCAUUGGACCACGGUUCCUACACUCCCAGCGGCCCAUAAAAUCACGAGUGCUCUCUGCUAGCGUUCCUCGGCCUACUGCGCUGGAUGAUUGGGAUGAGAGCAAUUUCCCAAUGGAGGAAGAUUACCUGCCGACGAAUCUGCAUGACGACGUUCUGACACCACAAGAGCGACUCCGGCGUUUGUCGCGCACCGAUCAUGAGCUCAGUUCGAGCCAUCGCGACCUUAGUGGACUGGGCAUGAGUGGGACGAGUUUCUCGAAAGUUGGAUCGCCCCUCGCCUCCAGCCCAUCUCGAUUCGGCGCUCUGUUUGCCAAGCAGCGGCAGAGGAAAGAGGAAGAUGCCCACGGCACCUCCCUCACUCACAUCGGAUCGCCCCUUCGCGAAUCUUCUCUCAACUUGGGAACUAGCCCCAGCUUAGGCCCAAUUGGUAGCCGGCAGAUCUCCGGCGAUGUCUCGCCCUUUAUCUCGAGUCCCUCUCGUCAGUCAUCGAUGUCUAUGAUUUCGCAGCAGCUAAGCAGCGUCUCUCUGCACCCUGGCUCGGCUCGUCAUUCGUCAUCUGUGGGUGCCAGCAGCCGCCUUGACCGGACAGUUUCGUCGCCAGUCAGCACUAGCAAGAUUGACGAGGAACAGGGCGACUUGGUCUUCUCCAUGGAAGAAGAGGAGAACAAUAAGCGAAACAGCACUUCUUGGAGUCCGCACAAGGCUGAUUCUAACGACGACGACGCGUCAACACCAACGAGCAAUUCUGGAUUCCAGCCAUAA
Molecule: messenger RNA, 1653 nt
Organism: Aspergillus niger
Lineage: Eukaryota; Fungi; Ascomycota; Eurotiomycetes; Eurotiales; Aspergillaceae
Exons: 3
Coding region: 1-1653 (550 amino acids)
Biological process (GO): protein polyubiquitination
Molecular function (GO): ubiquitin protein ligase activity; metal ion binding
Source: RefSeq, a predicted model, not a curated record